AUGUCGGCAACGCCCUCCCUCACCCUCUCCGACUACCUGGAGAAGCUCUCAGGGGCAGUCUUCCGACGCCUCUACCAGCAGCCCUCCACCGCCUUUGCCAUCUUCCGGCGCAUGCUGCCGAACCUCGCCAAGACCUUCGUCAUGGCGAUCCUGUACAUGCCCACACCUCUGCUGCUCGACGACCUCGAUACCUGGGUCAAGCCCGAUGCUAAGAAGGAUCGCGACCAUGCCCUCGGGAUUCUGAGGCGCCUGCACAUAGUAUCAAUCUCGAUGGCGGUGAAGGACAAGCCACAGGAGAUGGCCCUGACCACCAACUUCAAGAACUCCCUGCGCCUGGCCCUCGAAGGCGGUGGUGAGCACCAGAGCUUCGGCGUGCCUAGUUCGCUCCCGGUGCCCGAACACGUCGACAUUGCCUUCCUCGACAAAUAUGCGCGGAAGAAGUGGGACGAUAUACUGCACUUCGUGGUGAACAGUGUCGCAAUGGGGGGUGGGGAAAGCGUGUCUGGGUCUUCUGGGCCCAAGGCCUCCGUCAAAGACCUGCUGGUGGCAGGCCGUCUAGUCGAGCGGAGGGGACUGGGAAGCGUGGGAAUCACGCAGUCAGGCUUCACGUUCCUGCUACAAGAGGCGAACGCGCAGGUGUGGACGCUGCUGCUGCAGUGGUUGGAGGCGGCUGACCAGGCGCGCAAGGAGGCAGAGCAGGCAGGCAGAGAGUCCAAGCUAGACAGUGUCGACAUGCUAAGUUUCCUAUUCAUGCUUGCCAGCCUGGAGCUAGGGAGGGCCUACGACACGAACGCACUGACUGAGAAACGUCAGAACAUGCUUCCGAACCUGGUGGACUUUGGCCUGGUCUACAUCGAUACGACCAACCACCACCAGUACUUCCCAACUCGGCUUGCCACGACCCUCACGAGCGGCGCAUCGGCACUGCGUAGUGUGUCAUCAGGCUUUGAUGCCGCCAUAGCUGCCGGCCACGGGGAAGGGGGCGGCGGGGCCGGCGAGAGCGGGCAGCACAAGGGCUUCAUCAUCGUCGAGACCAACUACCGCAUCUACGCGUACACGACGUCGCCGCUGCAGAUAUGCGUGCUGUCGCUCUUUUGCCACCUGCGGCACCGGUUCUCGGGCAUGGUGACGGGCCGGCUGACGCGCGACUCGAUCCGCAAGGCUAUCAGCUACGGCAUCACGGCGGACCAGAUCGUGUCAUACCUGGCAACGCACGCGCACGAGCAGAUGCACCGCGUCGCGCAGCUCAACACCAAGCCCGUGCUGCCGCCCACGGUGGUCGACCAGAUUCGCCUUUGGCAGCUCGAGAACGAGCGCAUGCGCGCCACCCCGGGCUUCCUGUUCAAGGACUUCGACUCCAAGGCCGAGUACGACGCCCUCUCGCGCUACGCCGAGGAGAUCGGCGUCCUGGUCUGGCGCAGCGACGCCCGCCAGACCUUCUUCGCCAGCAAGGUCGAGCAGCUGGCAGAAUACCUGAGGCUGUGGAAAAAGGCGAACUAG
Messenger RNA from Diaporthe citri, 1500 nucleotides. RefSeq lists its product as uncharacterized. Gene Ontology annotation, biological process: nucleotide-excision repair. Gene Ontology annotation, cellular component: transcription factor TFIIH core complex; transcription factor TFIIH holo complex. Bases 1 to 1500 code for a protein of 499 amino acids. NCBI's taxonomy places the organism in Eukaryota, Fungi, Ascomycota, Sordariomycetes, Diaporthales, Diaporthaceae. Gene Ontology annotation, molecular function: ATPase activator activity; double-stranded DNA binding. The transcript has a single exon. The record is from RefSeq and is a predicted model, not a curated record.